Molecule: messenger RNA, 426 nt
Organism: Striga asiatica
Lineage: Eukaryota; Viridiplantae; Streptophyta; Magnoliopsida; Lamiales; Orobanchaceae
Source: the annotation of a GenBank genome assembly
UCCCAAACUGCCAUAACCGAAUUGACAGCCCAUUUUUUCAUUUUCCCUUCCUUCCGUGGUCCAAUUUCUGCUCCAGCUGGUCCAAUCGUGCGUGCAGAGCAAUCUGUAAUGGGCGGUGGGGGAGGAGGCGGAGGAGGAGACGGGUGGGGGAGCUCGCCUCCGGCACCCGGCGGCGCUCCGCCGUACAUCCCGAGGGAAGACCAUUGGACGCACUUCGACAACUCCGUCAACGCCGUCUCUUUCGGGUUCGUUGCCACCGCCAUUCUCAUCUCGAUAGAAGUAUCAGUAGUGAUGCCUGGCAAUAAAGUCCCGACUUUUAUAGCAAAACAAGCUCCAGUGCCUUGUCCUCCCGAGCGUAUGCAUUGGCCUUCUCAUCAAUUACAAGAACAAACCCAAUGUAAUUUACACGAGUCACAUGUCUCUAGC